Molecule: messenger RNA, 2925 nt
Organism: Ictalurus punctatus (channel catfish)
Lineage: Eukaryota; Metazoa; Chordata; Actinopteri; Siluriformes; Ictaluridae
Product: suppressor of cytokine signaling 7
Exons: 10
Coding region: 433-2313 (626 amino acids)
Biological process (GO): phosphatidylinositol phosphate biosynthetic process; intracellular signal transduction
Cellular component (GO): phosphatidylinositol 3-kinase complex
Molecular function (GO): 1-phosphatidylinositol-3-kinase regulator activity
Source: RefSeq, a predicted model, not a curated record
CGUACUUUGGCACUUCCGUAAACCAAGCCAGCGGUUGAUCCUGAGCUCGAGACCGAGCGCUGCUGUUAGUUACUUGUUAGCAUCUGUAGCUACCUUAAAGCGGCAGCGCCUUCAUGAGGAUUCACCGGGUGGGGUUUAUUUCAUAAAGGUUUAUUUAGCCUUUUCUGACUGAAAGGACAGCGCGCGGCUUCGGUGUGUUUGGGGGGAAUAAAUAUUUAUACGACUGUCUGAGAGGCGCAGGCGCACAGUUAGCUAGCAUCCGCGCUAAUAAAGGAGAGAAUCUGCGACAAAAAAAAUAAUCCGCUGAAAAUGACUUCCGGUCGUUACCGCUGAGGUGUUUAUAUCACAGACAGAGCUGAGAGAGAGAGAUGUGUUGAAUGGAGAUGUGAAAGCAGAGAGAGAGAGAGAGAGGCAGAGGCGCGCGCGGUGGGAAUGAUGAGUAACGUUAACGUGAACGCGCAGGACCGGAGUCCGGACUUCGUGCUCAUGCGUUUGGUUUCUGCAACCGAGUAUGAUGACCUGGAGCCGGACCGUGAGGAGGUGCUGGAGAAGAGCAGCGGGUUAACCCCAGGAGGAGGAGAGGAGCCGAACUACAGUGCCGACACGCAGACAUGUCAGUGGAUCCCUGUGCUCAGACUCGGUACCAGUGAGGAACCUCAGGAACUUCAGGAAGGUCUCUGUCACAGACACGCACACCUAAAGGACCACUCUAUAGGGGAAAAACCGGGCCACUUCACUCCCAACGACUCCCUCAGAACCGGGACCGGGACUUCCACCCUGGAUCCUGCCCUGAGUCUAGCUCGGCAGCUGGGUGAGAUUGGACCGAGCUCGGACACCACGCAGAAGGACGAAGGAGACGUCACGGUGUGCUCCUGUCAGCCCAGAGAGGACCCGAGUGAGACCAGCGACGCCCUGCUGGUGUUGGAGGGUUUGGGUACGAACCAAGUAGGACACGAGGGUGCGAAAGAGCAGACGAGUUUCUCUCAGACUCUAAGCGACUCCGGGUCUCUGAGCGGCCUAAUGCGCCAGCUGACCUCUGACCCCUGCUGUCAGGAUGGCACCGCCCCCCUGGCCCCUCUGAGUCGCCCGCCCACCCCGAAACAUGUGGGCUCGGCCCUGCAGCUCUCGGCCUGUGGCGGCAGCGUUGGCAGCGUUAACGGCAGGAGCAGGGCGAGGGAGCAAGGGAAGUCCAGGAAGGGCUCUCUCAAAGUGUGUCUGAGCAAACUGUUCCGCACUAAAAGCACCGGCAGCACCGACGUGGGUCACAUGACCAACAAGAGGCCGUCCCUGGCUUCGUCCACGUCGUCCGGAGGCAGCCUCGUCGACGUGUUCGGCCCCGGUGAUCCCGACACCACCAGGUCUCAGAUGGUCAGGUCUCACAGUGCCUCCUACUCUCCUGUUCCCUUUACCGGUGAGACCAUGUCUCUGGUCGAUGUGGACAUUUCUCGAAGGAGUGUAAACUCUCUCCAUCCUCCCACUCCUCCUCCUCCACCCAGGAGAAGUCUCAGCCUGCUCGAUGAUUUGGGAGCACCUCAGCCUGGACGUUUACUCUCCUCAGCGCAGUCACUACAGCCUUCACACACACACUCACACACACACAUCCACCACAGCUUGAGUCUGAACGAUACGACUCUCCGCAGUGUUCUGCCUAGGCCACGCCCCCUCCAGAACAACAACCAAUCAGGAGGUCAGGUGCAGCGGCGGUCCCUGUUGUGCCCUCUGACCAGCAGCUUCGCCACCAGCCUCCGAGAGCUGGAGAAGUGUGGGUGGUACUGGGGGCCGAUGAACUGGGAGGAUGCGGAGAUGAAGCUGAAGGGGAAGGCAGACGGCUCGUUCCUGGUGCGAGACAGUUCAGACCCGCGAUACAUCCUCAGCCUGAGCUUCAGAUCGCAGGGGGUCACACACCACACCCGCAUGGAGCAUUACAGAGGAACGUUCAGUCUGUGGUGUCACCCGAAGUUUGAGGAUCGUUGUCACUCGGUGGUGGAGUUUAUCGAGCGAGCCAUCAUGCACUCCAAAAACGGACGAUUCCUGUACUUCCUGCGCUCACGAGUUCCAGGUCUUCCCCCUACCCCGGUACAGCUCCUGUACCCAGUGUCUCGGUUCAGCAGUGUGAAGUCUCUGCAGCAUCUCUGUCGCUUCUGCAUCAGACAACUCGUCCGCAUAGACCACAUAGAAGAGCUACCACUGCCCACGCCUUUGAUCGGGUACUUACGGAAAUUCUAUUUCUAUGAUCCAGAAGAGGAGAAGAACCUGUCAAUCAAAGAAUCAGGGCGGGACUCCAGUGCACAGGAGGCAGAGUCUCAGACGUAGCAGGAACAGAAGAUGGAAAGAGUCUUUAUUUUUUUUUGGAUUUGGAUUACACAGAGACCUGCUGAGACCAAACAUGGCUGAGUUUUGAUUGACAGAUGGACUACUGAUCUUAUUAUUAUUAUUUUUUUGUAAACACUGAAGGACGAAUCACUUCUUCUGGAGGUGUUGUGAUUGUAGUGGCAUUUCUAACAAUGAUCCUCCCUCCAGGAGGGAAGGGGAAGUGGAAACCUGCUGCUGAAACAGGAUCAGGUGUUAAUGUGAAGAUGUUCUGAUGCACUGAUGGUGAAGAGCGGUCACAGAACGGCGUGUGGAACUGUGACGAGAUCAAACUGGACAUGUUUCUGCUUACGUACGAGGUUCUACUCAUACUUGUGUUCUCUCAUGGUCAGUAUAAGGGUAAGGUGUGUGUGUGUGUGUGUGUGUGUGUGUGUGUGUGUACAUAGCGUGUGUAUGGUGUAUAUGGAACUGUAUGGAGAUGAUCUCUUCUAUCCAAACUAAAUGACUGUUCAAACUGGAGCUGUAGGUUCUGCUGUGUGUAACAGGACCGUGUUGUCCUAAACUCAUCUCCCAAACACAAUGUGGAAAUAAACAUGGAGUGAUUUAAAAACACAA